Molecule: messenger RNA, 1109 nt
Organism: Marchantia polymorpha subsp. ruderalis
Lineage: Eukaryota; Viridiplantae; Streptophyta; Marchantiopsida; Marchantiales; Marchantiaceae
Source: the annotation of a GenBank genome assembly
GAUAAAUUAAAAAUGCUUCUGAUCAAAUGUUGAUUUGUGUUUCAAUCGGCUAUUGACUGCCCCUCGGGGUGGCUCUAUGCCGGCGAGGCACGUGUCGCCCUGUGGCAGCACCAGAAAGCGUCCACGAGAUUGGUUCCGGCGGUCUUCCUCGGGCUCGGGCAAACAAUUCUCCGCUACCCAAAGCUUAACGAUCGCUGUCGAUUGCAGUCCUGACUCGUGAUGAUCCGAAGAAUAAGCCCUGCGCAUCAACGACGUUAGUGGUCGCUGGAAUUUGCUCCGAACGUGGCCCGCGCAGAGAUGAGUCCAUCUCUUCAUCGAAGAUCUACUGGGGUCCUUAAUUUUUCAGUGCAAUGUGCGAAAACAAUUGAAAGAAGCAACGAAGGUCCUUGAAACACCAGCACCAAAUCACUUACUCGGUGCUCAUGGCUCUGCUUUCCUUUAUAGAGGGCAAAGGAGUGCGCCAGCCUCUUUUGCAAGACCUGCAUGGGGUUUGGAAUGGUGAUCCUUGUAAGUUGGGUCGAACGACGGACGUGAUUGAAAUGGUUAAAUCGAGGCCCACAAUUUGGAAGCUCACUCGAUUCUUCUCGAGCUUUUGGUGGUGGUGGUGGUGGUGUAAUUCCUCCGAUGUUGUGGAAGUCCUUGCAUAUCCCAGAUUCUUCGACUAUUGUUCCACCUGAGAAGUGCGUGAAGGACACGCUUUUAGUGACUUCGUGUCGUGGGGAACCAAAAUUGAACAGAUGGCGAGUUAGACCUUACAACUUCCUAUGUUUUCUGGCGUCUUCGUCGGCCUCGUGAAGAAGUUUUCGGGAGGUUCAAAGAGAGCUGUUGCGACUGAGCGAAAACUCUAGGCUUACGAGAUGGAUUAGUUUAGCCCUUUCCGAUCUCGAAGCGGAGCAUGACAAACUAACCGAGUUCGAGACAACCGAACCUCUGAGUCUCAGCUGAGUCCACUGGAAGUGCAGGGGAAGUGGUCAAUUGCUUGACUCCGAGCACGAUAAGAUUGUUUUCCGUUCCCCAAACCCAAUGAAUGGAGCCACUCCGAAUUCCUCCAUAUUUGUCUCAUUUCCUGUGUAAUGGACUUCGACUUUUUAUAUAUUCUCGUCCUUUUG